Messenger RNA from Ogataea philodendri, 1410 nucleotides. RefSeq lists its product as uncharacterized. The coding region runs from base 1 to 1410 and encodes 469 amino acids. The transcript has a single exon. The record is from RefSeq and is a predicted model, not a curated record. NCBI's taxonomy places the organism in Eukaryota, Fungi, Ascomycota, Pichiomycetes, Pichiales, Pichiaceae.
AUGUCUACAACAGACAACCAGCCAGCCGACCUGAGCCGGCAAAACACCUCCGACCAGCUAGCUCUGCUGGACCCGUACACCCCGGUGUCGCCGCCAUUGCCGCCGCGCCACCGGGCACAAUCCACAGAGCCCCAAAAACCCACUCCGGAAGAUCGUCCCGCUUUGCCCCAGCGUCCCCGGCCAGCGAAAAAGUACGGCAUGAAGCGCGCCUCCGUGGAGGACUUCGAGGUGCACACGCCGCUCGGCUCGCCAAUUGCCCAGCGCACCUCGUCCCACGUUUCCCGGUCCACCUCGUUGUCCGUGUCCAAAGAGGCCAGUCUCCAGGAAAUCAACCUCGAGUUCCUGCUCGAUAGCCAAACAGUGCGCAUCAAACGCACACUCGACUCCCUGCCCGACGAAUUGAAGCUGUCCCAGGACGAGUAUCUCACCAGCAUCAACUCCAAAGACCACUGGAUCGAGUUGCGCAGCGAGAUCGAAGCGGGCAACUACAGUAACCCAGACAAGGUGGCGGUGUACGAGCUCGUGCUCAAGAGCCCGAUGGUGCGGAAAUUUGCGCCCGUGUCUGCUCCGAACCCGGAACUGUCCAAACAACUGGAAUCGUUGAACGUCCAGCAGGAAACAGCAUACUCCGAGCUGGCGCCCGUGUGCGGCAAACUCGCCGUGCAAACUCUGCCGCCGCUGCUCGUGAGACUGUACACGGUGCACAGGUCGCCGCAGAUCACGUUUCUGCUCGCUAAACUGUACGAACAGACCAACCUCCGCCAGCUCGUGUUCCUGGUGCUGCGCAUCGUCGAGACGAUCGACGCGUCGGUGCUGGUGAGGUGGUGGCGCGAGCACGAGAGCGUGUACGAGUACGUUGCGCGCGAGGUUGGCAGCGAGCAGUUCUGGCUGCGGGUCACUGCUGCCGAGCUGGACGUGCUGCUGCACCGCGUUGUGCUGUACGGCUUCGACUCGCUGGCCGGCGACGUUGCGAAUCUGCUUUGCGGUGCACGGGUGUCUGCGGAGGUGUCCAGCCGCGUGGUGCUCUUCUCGCACGAGUUCCAGCUGCUGGGAGAAACGGUGCGUGAGCCGGAGGAGCUGCGCCGGCAGAAGAACAAGCUGCACCGGCUGCAGGAGGAGCUGGAGGAGAAGCAUGCAAAGUACAAUGAGCUGCUGAACAAUUACAAGCAGCUGAAUGAGGAAAAGUUCAGCAACCAAACGGCCAUCAAGAAGCUGGAGGCGAACAACGGGCAGUUGCGGCUGAAGCGCAACGAGAGCGAGCGGAAACUGAACGCGCUGUUGUCGAACUACGAGGUGAUCAGGGUAAACAACGAGAAGAACACGGAGAUCCACCACGUGAAUGAGAAGCUCCGAGCCGAGAUUAGCCGCAUGGAAAAGGAGCUGGGGGACCUGAAUGGGAAAAAGCGGUGA